CUUACAGGAGUCGCUUAGUUAUGACGUCGAUCACAUGCGUAUCCUUCAGCCAGGAUAGUUUCAUCUCUCUACAAGCAACUGGGAAAUGCACGUUUUUACAGGAGUUUAACUGCAGUAAAUAGAGUGAGGCGAUGGGGAGUAUCUUAUAUUUAUUAAUUCAUAUCCGAUGACUGUACUAAAUCUAAUAACGUUAUGGUUAUUAGAUUUACGUUACUGUAAAAAAAUAUAUAAUUUGUAAAAAUGUUGAAAACGUCCAUACGUACGUUGCUCUUGACUCAUAGGGUUGUAAGAAUUUGCACAUCUUGUCAAAUCCACGCAUGGGAAACAAACAUACUUUUUAAAUUGACUGAAAGUCGUACUUUUUCAACUGGGUCGGUAAAAUGCCACGAUAACGAGGAAGAGUAUUUAGACUCUUCACGCGUUAGCAGCACGCUGACAAGAGAAGACUCACUGGUGACCAGGGGGAGCAGGAAGAGACCACUGUCUCCUCUGGAGAGGGUCAGCCGUCUGCUGCCCCAGGAUGCCCUGAGCCCGGAGGUGAUGCAGCUGAGAGAGCAAGACCGACAAAGACCUGAUGGAGACAUCGAAAUGUCAGUUGCGCACUUGGAACAUGAAGCUGACCAACCUCUUCAGUCGCUGGUGGCUGAAGAGACACCCCCCGAAAAUAGUGUCCAUUUUAACCAACUAAGCUCCUCAGAGAGCGGGGCAGCAGUGGUUCUUCCAGGAGAGAACUUACUUGUAUUUGGCGAAAUCCUCAUGGCCGAGUUGUACAAAAAGAACCAGGUGGAGUUCAGGAAAAUGUUCACUCUGAAGGCAGGGGUUCUCCUGCAGAGCAGCUGGGGGGUGAUCCUACAUGAUGACAUUGUUGGAAAGCCGGCUGGUGUGGUUCUAAAGACCAACAGGGGUGUUCCAAUAUUUAUACGACGGGUCAGUCUGGAGGAUUAUGUGUUGCACAUGAGGAGAGGGCCUGCCAUCACCUAUCCAAAGGAUGCAGCAGUUAUGCUCAUGAUGAUGGAUGUGAAAGAGGGCGACUGCGUACUAGAGUCAGGCUCUGGCUCAGGGGCCAUGUCUCUGUUUCUGUCCAGAACAGUUGGCUCCAAAGGCAGAGUGUUGAGCAUAGAUGUCAGAGAAGAUCAUCUAAAGAGGGCCACGAAAAACUGCAAACGUUGGAGGACAUCCUGGAAUCUCCAACAUAGGGAGGAGUGGCCUGACAACAUCCAGUUUCACCACGCCGACCUUUGCAAGGCUUCCUCUCUCCUCGCUGGUCACAGAUUUAAUGCGAUUGCUCUUGACCUGGUUAACCCUCACCUGGGUUUACCCACUGCACUUCAACAUUUGCAUCCUGGUUGUGUUUGUGCCGUCUACCUCGUCAAUAUAACACAGGUUGUUGACCUGCUGGAGGGCAUUCGAUGUUCAGCUCUUCCUUUGUUAUGUGAACGCAUUGUUGAGGUUCCAGUUCGACACUGGUGGGUCUCUCCAGCCAUGAAGAAGACUGGUCAGUACUGUACCAGGAGAACUCCUGUCUUAGAAGACCACCUUGAAGAAGUGUUGAAGGAGACAGAAGAUGAGACUGACAAAGAUGAAACAGACACAGGUGAAGAGCUCAGUGCACAGGGACAGCCUGUGUUUGGGAGUGUUCCCUACAUCGCUAGACCUCAUCCUGAACAGUUGAGCCACACAGCAUUCCUUGUGAAACUAAGGAAGUAUGUUCAGUAGCAGCUCCGCUCCAAAGAAGUUCAUUUCAACAAUCUUUGGAAAAUUGUUACUACAUUGUGAACUUAAACCUUAAACCUAUUUUAUUGGGAUGUUAUGUGAUGAACCAAAACAAAACCAAAGAUAAAUGUGAAGUGGUAAGAAAAUUAUGUACUGUUUUUUUUCAAAUAAAAUUCUGAAAAGCA
This is a messenger RNA of Cynoglossus semilaevis (tongue sole), 1898 nucleotides long. RefSeq names its product tRNA methyltransferase 61B (gene trmt61b). The record is from RefSeq and is a predicted model, not a curated record. Gene Ontology annotation, biological process: tRNA methylation. Gene Ontology annotation, molecular function: tRNA (adenine(58)-N1)-methyltransferase activity. The coding region runs from base 241 to 1716 and encodes 491 amino acids. NCBI's taxonomy places the organism in Eukaryota, Metazoa, Chordata, Actinopteri, Pleuronectiformes, Cynoglossidae. The transcript is spliced from 7 exons. Gene Ontology annotation, cellular component: tRNA (m1A) methyltransferase complex; mitochondrion.